Messenger RNA from Amoebophrya sp. A120, 1927 nucleotides. Lineage: Eukaryota; Dinophyceae; Syndiniales; Amoebophryaceae. The record is from the annotation of a GenBank genome assembly.
UGUUGAUCUUACACACAAGCAGGAAUAGUGUAACACUUUUGUAAAGAAGCGCGCCGAUGAAGUAGAACCAGUAAAGUAUUAUCUUCGUUUCAUCUAGUUUAUUGUAGCUCUGCAGCAGAGAAAGAGAAACUGGAAUUAUGGGUGGCGCUCCGUCCCGAGUGCUGGACGACGUGUGGCUCGGCGGGUCCGACGCCAUCAAAAACGCGGACUUUUUCACGAAAAACAACGUCGGGUUCGUUUUGUCCGUGUGCGAAACGCGGCCGAAGGAUUUCCUUGUGGAGCAGUGUGACCUGAAAGUUUUGCACAUCAACGUACAGGAUGUCGAAGAGACCGGUUUGCUGGAGUACUUCCCGCUCAUCAACGCGUUCUUGCACACUUCUCGGAGCUGUAAUUGGAGUCGUGAAAAAAGAGAACACGAGGAGCCAUUACGACCAGUCGCAAUUGCGGGGGAAAUAGUUGUUGACGCAACAGAUGAUCGGGGCAGCUGCCCAGUUGCAGUUGGAGGAGGUUUGGCUACAACAAGUUCCUCAAGCUCAAAUUGUCCACCCGAGCAAGAGAUUUCAACCUUAUCAAGAAAAUUUUUCUCGCACCUGGGCGACGAGGCAGCCAGUGUCUUUUCAACAACUACAGCGCCGCAGCUUGUUAUUUCACGGAAAAACAAGCGUCAUGAAGAUCAAGAUUCCUCGAGGCAGGACGAGGACAAAGACAAUGCGAAAAGUAGAAGAUCACGAGGACGAGGACGCGCUGUCUACAUCCACUGUCAGGCCGGCAUUUCUCGAUCCACGACGAGUUUCGUCUGUUACCUCCUGCCUUGGUUGAGAAUCUCACUCUCUGACGCCCUGGGUCACGCGCACCGCUGCCGGGACGCCAUUUGCCCGAAUCCGGGCUUCAUGUCACAGUUGGCAAAGUGGGAACACGCGUUGAGAAAAGCCAGGAAGGGAAGAACAAUGAAUCCCGCGCGGCCUUUAUCUUCAGCUCCGGUCGGGGAGAAAAGUCCGAGUACAGCUGCCGCGUCGUCCCCGCCAGGCGACAAUUCCUCGUCGCUGGGUACAGCCACGUUUUUCUGCAGAAGAAGCAACAUGGAAGAACCGGGACGAAAUUCUACCUCUAGCUCCACCCGAGAACUGAUUGUGCUUCGGACGGGCAUUGACCAUCGGCCCUUCACGCUGCAGGACGUGCUCGACACAUUGGAUCAGGUCGGCACUACCACAGUGGACACCACCAACGCCGAGCUAAAGCAGCGCGACUUCGCCUUUCUCGCGAAGACACUGGAAGACCACGAGGGGGAGGGGCUGAUGUACAAGCGAGCGAAGUAUCUGUACUGUUUCGGCGGCGAGCCGGUGGAGAAAGAGUUCGAGAAGCUGGUGCAGGAGUUCGAAGACAAAGACAUGGCGCAGUACGGAUACGAACCCGAGAAGUACCUCGCUUUUGUCGAACCGAAGACGAAAAAGAAGCAUCGCGUGGUCAGGAAGGACAACCCGCACGAGGACCCGUAUUUCGGGCUGCAAAACCCGUCCAUGCGAAGAAUGGCAGGCGUGCCGAUCACUUUCGAAGCCUCCACGGGGGGCACGACUACGACAACUUCAUCAGGUGGAUCGGGUGGGGGCGAGGAAGAGGAAGAAAGCGAAAAAGCGGUAGACGUACUGUCCGAAGACACGUAUGGCACUGCUUUUGGCACGAAGGAUUUUGACGCGCAACGGAAACGCCUGCGUGAGUGCGUGAUGUCUAGUUACGAAGGGAAAGUGCCCGAGGGCGUGGGCUUGCAGUGGUUGAUGAAGGAAGAAGAUUAGGAGUGCGACAGUGAAUGCGAAGAGACACGAUAUCAACCCUGUUCCUGCGCUUUCUGUGCUGGGUGUCGAAAAAAGAAAAUUUCCUGAUACAGAACGAGAACUGGCGACGAAGAUAACUGACCUGACAGCAACUGCGG